Priapulus caudatus is the source of this 1188-nucleotide messenger RNA. Its product is annotated as F-box only protein 17-like. Gene Ontology annotation, molecular function: protein binding; ubiquitin protein ligase activity. The record is from RefSeq and is a predicted model, not a curated record. Gene Ontology annotation, biological process: glycoprotein catabolic process; SCF-dependent proteasomal ubiquitin-dependent protein catabolic process. Gene Ontology annotation, cellular component: SCF ubiquitin ligase complex; cytoplasm. Bases 53 to 928 code for a protein of 291 amino acids. Lineage: Eukaryota; Metazoa; Priapulida; Priapulimorpha; Priapulimorphida; Priapulidae. The transcript is spliced from 6 exons.
CUUGUCAUGGUAAUAUAUAGGUAUAAUGUAAUAGUAAUACGAAGCGAGCCGAAUGAAUCUAGCUAGCAUCAAAAUGCCCACACCUGUGAUAACGAGACUUCCAGACGAGUUGGUUGAACAUAUUCUGUCAUUCGUUCCAGGUAAGGAGUUGCAUGAGACUGUUAAGCUCGUGUGUAAGCAGUGGUGUCAGUUGGUGUCCAGCAGUGUAGUGUUAUGGAAGCUUAAAUGUCACAUGGAUGGAAAAGUUAUUCCGCCACUUGUCCAAAUAACCAAUGUACCAGAUUUGGUUAGGAUAUACCAGAAGAAUCCUUAUGGACGAAGCCUCAUAACAAACUCAAGUGGAGGGCAAAGUUCCAUGAAGUGCUGGGAUAUCUUGAGUAAUGGAGGGGCCCACUGGAAAAUUGAGAAAAAACCUAUAGGCUGUGAUGAAUUCCCACUUGCAAGUCAAGGAGAGACAACAUGCUUUGCCACAUCUUUUGAAGCCUGUGCAAAGAUGCAGCUGAUUGACCUAAUACAGUCAGGAUGUGGCGAGGAAGUCCUAGACGUUCAACAACCACCAAUAGAAGUGUCAGAAUGGCAUGCAUCACGUUUUGACUGUGGGAGUAUUUACUGGCUAAAGGCAUUUCUUCUGGAUAACAGAAAGCGUGUAAUUCGGGGAUUCAACUCGGCACCAUUACAAGAAGAGCAAUGGCUUGGAAGAUCUUGGUCUCAGAUGAAAUACAUUUUUAGAGAAUAUGGACCUGGAGUGAGAUACGUAGCAUUUAUUGACUAUGGCAAGGAUACUCAGUUUUGGGCUGGCCAUUAUGGUGCCAAGAUGCAGGGAGCCACUGUGAAGUUUCACUUUGAGAGUUUUGGUGAUGCAACAAUAGCAAAAAAUCACCCUAUGGAAAUAAAAGCUGGACCUUUUAAUCCAAACAUCUACUUGUAGACAAUAUGGCAGGAAAACGGACCCAGACGUUAUACCACUUGUGUGUUAUAUACAUACGUGUUUAGUUUUAAUGAUAUAUAACGUGUAGGACUGUAGCUAGGUGUUCCUAUCGUAUUUUUUCAUUCCCAUUAUUCUGUGACGUAGGAGCUAUGGUAUGCCAACAAGACUGUUAAUUAAGUAAACAUUGUGAUAUAUGCAUUUAUUCUCGUUAUACAACCACUUUAAAAAUCGGGGUUCAAAUAAAUUUUUGUUGAAAUAGA